This is a messenger RNA of Schizosaccharomyces octosporus yFS286, 2940 nucleotides long. Its product is annotated as TOG Alp14. The record is from RefSeq and is a predicted model, not a curated record. Gene Ontology annotation, molecular function: microtubule plus end polymerase activity; microtubule plus-end binding. The coding region runs from base 349 to 2784 and encodes 811 amino acids. Lineage: Eukaryota; Fungi; Ascomycota; Schizosaccharomycetes; Schizosaccharomycetales; Schizosaccharomycetaceae. Gene Ontology annotation, biological process: mitotic spindle organization; establishment or maintenance of microtubule cytoskeleton polarity; microtubule polymerization. The transcript has a single exon. Gene Ontology annotation, cellular component: microtubule plus-end; spindle pole body; centrosome.
AAGUACAAGAACAAAAGAGAACCAAGAAUAGAAGAGUUCCAAUAUUAUUCAUAAAAUAGACAUUCUUUUAAGAAAAGUGUGUUUGAAUGAACUUCUAAAAAAUUUUUAUCCGAAAUCUGUCGUUUUAUUCGGUGCUAUUAUUACGCAACCCUAACUAUAUUCAUGAAAGUAUAUUUGAGUCAAAAUACUAUUUAGAGUAUUCACGUAUUUUUUAUUUAUUGUUUGCCUUACGCCAAAUUCAUUUGAAGCUAAACGUACUCACGUUACCCACCGUACAAUAUCCUCCUUCUUUAUUUUACUUUGGUUUACAUUCCUUAGACUUACCUUCAUUCAGUUGUUUUAUUCACAAUGAGUCAGGAUCAGGAAGAAGAUUACACCAAGUUACCUUUGGAAACGCGAAUUACACAUAAAGUCUGGAAGGCACGUUUGGGUGCUUAUGAAGAGUUGAAUAAAUCGUUCUCCCUCUCCGGGUCUCCAACAGAUUCUUGUUUCGAUCUUUGGGCCCGUCAACCUGAUUUAUGGAGAUCUGUUCUUGCAGACAGCAAUGUCGCAGCUCAAGGAGCAGGCGUUACUGCUUUCGUGUCAUUCUGUAAAUAUGCAGAUCCAUCUUACAUCAUUAAAUGUAGAGAGCUUGCUGCUGCUGCUAUAUCAGAAAAAUGCCUUACUUCUCGGGUUUCGACAAAAUCUGAUGCUAUUGAAGCCUUGAUGUUAAUGAUUGAAGUAGAUACGGCAGCUCCUGUAAUUGAACCUCUUCUUCCUUCCUUGUCGGCACGAUCUCCAAAAGUUAUUACUGCUAACGUGUCAGCUAUUGCUGACUUGAUCGAACAAUUUGGUACGAAGAUUAUUCCACCAAAGCCUAUUGUCGGACAGUUAAAGUCACUUUUCGGGCAUGCUGAUAAAAAUGUACGUCACGAAACGUUUCGAUUGACUGUCAAUAUGUUUCGCUGGAUUGGAGAGCCUCUAAAAACAUCAGUUUUUGGGGAUUUGAAACCAGUCCAAGUGAAGGAGCUUGAAAGUUCUUUUGCGAAACUACCUUCUGAUCCACCAAAGCAGCAGCGCUUGCUGAGAAGCCAAGUUCCUGAGCAAACUGAAGAUGGUUUAGACAACGAAAAAGGUGACGAUGAUGAUGAGAGCAAUGACGAAGCAAACCUUCAGGAGGAAGGUGAUGAAUUCGACUUGAUAGAGGAAGUAGAUGUUAUUCCCAAAAUUGAUUCAAACCUUGAAACCGUAAUGUCCUCGACUAAGUGGAAGGAACGUAAGGAAGCUCUUGAUGCGCUAGUUCCAGUCCUUAGCCAACCAAAAAUUAAGGACGAUGAUUUCUUCUCCUUGGUUGCAUUGCUAUCUAAAUCCAUUAUAAAAGAUGCAAAUAUUAUGGUCGUAAUGAAUGCAGCGAAUUGUAUAACGGCACUAGCUAAAGGUUUGCGUUUGAACUAUUCUAAAUACGCUAUAACUUCAGUUCAAGCGCUUUUGGAGCGAUCGAAAGAGAAAAAACAAAAUGUUGUAGAGACAUUGUCUUCAGCAAUGGACGCUGUUUGCGAUACGAUACCUUUUGAUGAUGUUAGUGAACCCAUUUGUGCUUUCUCUAACAACAAGAAUCCUCAGAUUAAAAUUGCAUGCUUUAAUCUAUUAACUCGCUGUUUUCGUAAAGUGCUUCACCAUCCUUCGAAGUCUAGCAUUGAGCUCUGCUCGAAAUCUUGUGUUCCUGGAGUCUCAGACACGUUUGAGCCCGUGCGUUCUUCAGCAGCCGAAGCACUUGGAACUCUCAUGAAGCUUGUAGGAGAACGACAAUUAGCGGUACACAUGGAAUCCUUGGACGAAAUACGAAAAUCAAAGAUCAUGUCCUUUUUCGAGUCUGCUACAGUCAAGGCUAAGGCACCCCCGAAAACAAAACCCACUUCCACAACUACAGCUAAAAAACCUGAUACUAAGCCAGUAGCACCUCCGAAGCCGAAAACUGCUAAAAACCCACCCUUGCCGACUUCCUCUAACUCGGCUGUAUCAGCAUCGCCGAAAAAGAAGACAAGCUCUGAGAAACUAUCUUUGAACAUGGAGAAGCCGAAUGCGUUUGAGAACGGUCCUUUAAUGCCAAGGCCUACAACUAGACCUGUGGCGCGUGGUCUUACUCGCAACUCACCACUUUUAAAUAAGCCGGCUUUGAAAUCAACAUCACCACUUCCUGCUGGAACAUUAAAUCAAACGGUACAAGGAAUAAAAAACAUGGAGUUAGAUGAUGCGGCACAUCAGCCUUUAAAACUUUCAAAGACAGCCCCGACUCACCUAGAUUUGGAAGAAAACCGCGGUGGCUCUAUCCAAGAAAUCGCUUCACUGAAUGAACAGAAUGAAGAACUGAAAAUUUUAUUGUCUCUCGAAAGAGAAGAAAAAACUCGCUUACAACGAGAGUUAGCUGAUGUUAAAAAAGAAUUAAGUACACUCCGUGAUUUACAGCCUUCCUCUCCACUAAAUGAUCGGAGAUCCGCUUUUCUGCGAAGAGCUAAUUCAGAAAUGGCAGACACAUCGACAGGUCCAAGCAACCGUUUAGACCUGUUACAAUCUCCGCUAGGAAGGACGAGGCCUUUAAGUUCGACAGGUUUCAACCAACACUCUCCACUUGGAGUCUCCAAGGCCGGAAAUAAUUUUUCGUUUCAAAAAGAUCCCCCAAAGCGGCCAUUCUCCCCUCGCUCGAAUGUAGAGUGGAACAAAGCAAUUGAUUUGACAACAAGGUUAAAACAAAAGAUCAAUGAAAUGAAACAGACGGAUAUCAGACAUCAGGGAAUGAUUCAUUAGAAAUAAGAGAAAAAAAAAUAUCUUAACAUUUGGUUUUAUAAAAGGAUUUACGUAUAAUAAUGGUUAAUUUGGUGAAUCUUUGAAAGUUUUAUGAUUUUCCUUGCAAUAGAUUGUUUUCUCAUAGUAAAUAAAAUGUUUGAAAGAAAUGGAUGUUCA